This is a messenger RNA of Phytomonas sp. EM1, 882 nucleotides long. Lineage: Eukaryota; Euglenozoa; Kinetoplastea; Trypanosomatida; Trypanosomatidae. The record is from the annotation of a GenBank genome assembly.
AUGGCCUCCAUCCCGGUGCCGGAGCUCGGCCCGAACGCGGAGCUCCGCAUCCUUCUCUUCCCCUUUGGCGGGCGCAACCCGGAGCUUUAUCAACGGAUGGGGUGGGAUCGCAUGCUCGGCUCCUUUCAAGAGGCGUUGACGUUGGUGAUGGUGCUGAACGGCGUUGAGGGCGGUCUCCAUCACUACCUCGCGUUAAACUCCGAUGCGAAUAACGAGGAGGAGGACGUGAUCCGUAGCCUCGGGUUGCUCCCGCUCGGUACGGAGGUGACGCGGCAUCCGGAGGCGAACGGGACGCCCACAGAAACAUCGGAAGAUGGGAAUAGGGCCAGAUCCAUGCCCACUGUAAAUAUCCUGGAAGAAAAAAUCAUCGAUGCCUUUGCGAAUGGGAUGAGCAAAUGUCGCAAGAUCAUCCGGACCAAGCCGUUGUCGUUUCUCACCUCGGGAGCCGAGGCGAUUGACUUUAGCUUGCUUCGUCAGGACUCUGGUAAGUCGAUUCAGCUGGCGAAGUUCAUGCACACCCCUUCGAAACGUCUAACGAAGAAAAUGCAGGCGGAUUUCAUUAAGCUGGCCGAAUGGGCUGGUCAGAUCAUAACUCAAUCGAGUUACAUGAAGGCGUACGUUCGCGAGCAUGCUUAUUGGCUUGGCUUCGGCAGCGGAACGAGUGAGCCCUUCUUGAAUAGCCCGGACGUUGACGAAUCUGGGAAAGUCACGCCAAAUUUUCGCGUCAAAGGCUUCCAAAACAUUGUUGUGGGGGAUUGCUCAAGUGUAUCGAACGAAGUUUUCUCAAGCCGUUCGUGCAACUCAAACGCGUUGUCAGCAGGGAGUGUUUCGACCGCCAUCGAUGCUGGUAGAUUAGCAGCGCAAUCCAUAGCCGCAAUCUAA